Messenger RNA from Diachasmimorpha longicaudata, 553 nucleotides. RefSeq lists its product as uncharacterized. The transcript is spliced from 4 exons. The record is from RefSeq and is a predicted model, not a curated record. The coding region runs from base 78 to 524 and encodes 148 amino acids. Lineage: Eukaryota; Metazoa; Arthropoda; Insecta; Hymenoptera; Braconidae.
CAUAAAGUUGUAGAGAUUGAAAAAUAAUCUACCCAUCUCAAAAACCAAAAAAGAAAAGGAACUUUACAAUAUGGGGCAUGUGCAUCCUGCAAGCGCAGGACAAAUACCUCACUGAGGUUGAAACAGGAACGACCCUUCCAAGGAACAUCACAAAGAAGGCUGUUUAUAAUUUUCUAAGAGAAUGUCUACCUUCAAAUAAUCAAGACAUAAUUAAUGAAGAACACGGGAAAUCCUUCCCACGGAAUAAUUGUGAGGUGCAGCAUUCAGACGUCCUGGGGCUGGACGAUGAAAAUGCAGAGUAUGGAGUUAAGAAAAAACGUCAAAGUUCCUCAAGAAAAAGUCAAGCGAGGAAACAACCUUCAGCAAUACCGUGCUCUGAUCGAAACCGCGAGAGAAAGCAAAUACUCACGAUACAGCAGCCAGAGGACGUGAAUGGGAUUGAUGAAAGUGAAACCAAUCAUGAUUGGGAUGUCUUGGAAUAUCUGUUGCUGGCUGGUCAUGGGCCAAGUUGUCCUUAUUUGUAAAAUGUUUAAUAUCGAUAAAAAUAUUGUAG